Molecule: messenger RNA, 609 nt
Organism: Acanthosepion pharaonis
Lineage: Eukaryota; Metazoa; Mollusca; Cephalopoda; Sepiida; Sepiidae
Source: the annotation of a GenBank genome assembly
AUGGCCAAUUCUGACGAAAAAGAAUAUUUGCUAUUAUGCAUAUCUAUCUAUCUAUCUAUCUAUCUAUCUAAUCUAUUAACAUCUAUCUAUAUAUCUCAAUCUAAUAAUAUCUAUCUAUCUAUCUAUCUAUCUAUCUAUCUAUCUAUCUAUCUAUCUAUCUCAGUCUAUUUCAAUCUUUUCAUUAUCUAUCUUUAUAUCUAUCUAUCUCAGUCUGUCCAUUAUCUAUCUAUCUAUCUAUCUAUCUAUCUAUCUAUCUAUCUAAGUCUAUUAAUAUCUAUCUAUAUAUCGCAGUCUAUUAAUAUCUAUCUAUUUACCUAUCUACCUAUUUCAAUCUUUUCAUUAUCUAUCUAUCUAUCUAUCUAUCUAUCUAUCUAUCUAUCUAUCUAUCUAAGUCUAUUAAUAUCUAUCUAUAUAUCUCACUCUAUCUAUCUAUCUGUCUAUCUCAUCUGUCCAUUUUCUAUCUAUCUAUCUAUCUAUCUAUCUAUCUAUCUAUCUAUCUAUCUAUCUCAGUCUGUUCAUUAUCUAACUAUAUAUCUUUCUAUCUCGUUUCUUUAUCUAUCUAUCUAUCUAUCUAUCUAUCUAUCUAUCUAUGUAUGUAAUCUUAAUUGA